Molecule: messenger RNA, 1407 nt
Organism: Lineus longissimus
Lineage: Eukaryota; Metazoa; Nemertea; Pilidiophora; Heteronemertea; Lineidae
Exons: 8
Coding region: 107-1156 (349 amino acids)
Biological process (GO): coenzyme A biosynthetic process
Cellular component (GO): cytosol; nucleus
Molecular function (GO): ATP binding; pantothenate kinase activity
Source: RefSeq, a predicted model, not a curated record
CAUAAUAUACGCCAAUUUAAUCAAAGGCACACGAUAGUUUUGAUCAGUAAAAGUUUCAAGGCAUGGUUCGACCGCUUCAGUCGAAUAAAUAGUACAACCAAUCACUAUGGCGACUUGUGGAUGUGAACCGUUCAGUGUGGCGACCAUCGACAUUCCGUUUGUGACUGGAGGAAAACCAAUAAGAGGCUUUUCGAUGGAUUGUGGCGGUUCACUUAUCAAAUUGACAUCUAUUAUCGAACAAAAUCAGGAUUCCUUAAAAGUCCGUUUUGAAUCAUACGAAGCUUGUCGGAAAGGGGAAGUGUUAGAUCAUAUAAAGUCGACCAUCCUGACUGACAGUUCCAGUAAUCUGAAAAUGAGUACAGUUGGCGUAACUAUAGGACAUGGGACGAUUGAGACACAUGCAGAGACCAUCAGCGACGUAUUAGGAAUAACGCCCAUCCAAGUGGACGAGUUUACCGCCUUUACGAAGGGUUUCCAUUAUGGCCAGAAAAAUCUCCCGCGAGAGACGUUUAUCAAGAAAAACAUGCAGCCAGAAACCGAGAAAAGGGGAAGAGAAUUCCCUGCCUUGCUCGCCAUGGUCGGCUCAGCAGUUGGUUAUAUACUGGUAAAUGAGGAUGGAAGUCAUAGUCAAGUUAACGGAACUAUGAUGGGCGGGUUAUACUGUUAUAGCGUUGGUAAGCUACUAACAGGCGCAAAGACAUAUGCCGAAUUUGCUGAAAUGGCCAGAAGAGGGGAUAGUAAAAAACUGACGGUGACAACGCGGGAUCUGUUCUCGGGUUCCUACGGAGACGUCGAUUGGGACAAAGUGCACAGCAAGAUACCGUUUCCACUCGAAGUCUUUCCAUUCGGAAAAAUCGUCAGGGAAGGUCUAGAUAUCGAGAGCCUAAAUAAGGACGAUAUAGCGAGAGCGUGGAUGCAUUCGGUCGUCGCCCAAAUUCUGGUGACGUCAGUGGCAACAGCACAAAAAUAUUGUGACGAAAAUAGGGUGGUGUACUAUGCGGGUUCCUUUGCAGAAAACGACGUAUUUCAGAGCUUCCAUGACAUUAUGCCUCAUCACGUAUAUUACGAUAACCGCACUGUCUACCCGUGCUUUCUCAACAACGCAGCGUAUCUUGGGAGUCUUGGUGGGUUAUUGGUCGGUCUCGAGAGUCUGUAAGUGGUGGUGGAACACAACCUUGUAAUCAGUGAACCACUUUCAAGACUUAUCGGAGCAAGUUUCGUAUGGAACAUUGUCAACUGUGGAAACUUCAAGCUCCAAGCCAAUAAAGCACAAUGGUGCCUCACCCAAGAAACUGUAUUUCAUUUGUAAUCUUAUACGCGUACAUGUACAUGUAUAUCAACAAUAUGUACUAUAUUCAUGUAUAGACUAAAACCAUAGCAUUAACGAAAUAAAAUGUUGGGUGUGAA